This is a messenger RNA of Cyprinodon variegatus (sheepshead minnow), 2145 nucleotides long. RefSeq names its product protocadherin gamma-B2-like. The record is from RefSeq and is a predicted model, not a curated record. The transcript is spliced from 6 exons. Gene Ontology annotation, cellular component: plasma membrane. Lineage: Eukaryota; Metazoa; Chordata; Actinopteri; Cyprinodontiformes; Cyprinodontidae. Bases 178 to 2145 code for a protein of 655 amino acids. Gene Ontology annotation, molecular function: calcium ion binding. Gene Ontology annotation, biological process: homophilic cell-cell adhesion.
UGCUUUCUGAAAUCACGACACACCUUUUUCACAGGGUGUUAAGACUACGCAGUUUUGUGGAUGCUUUUAUGAUUUAAGAACAUCUCCAAACCCUCGUGGUUAUGGACAGGUUUCUAUACCAGGGUUUGAAAAUACGCAAAUAAACAACACAAUUUUUUUUUUCCUCUCCCAAGAAGAAUGAGAUUUUGGGCCUCUGUCUUUGUCUUGGCCGCUCUGUGGCCUGGCGCUUUGUCUGUGACUCGGUACUCCAUAGCCGAGGAGAUGGAGAGAGGCUCUGUUGUGGCGAAUCUAGCUGCGGAUUUGGGACUUGAUCUCGGAAGUUUGGCACAACGAGAGGUAAAACUGGAUAUCUUUACAACCAAAAAAUAUCUAGACUUUAACAAAAAGAGUGGUGAGCUUUACAUCGUGGAGAAAAUAGACAGGGAGGAUCUUUGUCCGGCGAAGCCAUCAUCUUGUUUUUUAAAGCUCGAUUUCAUUAUAGAGAGCCCUUUACGCAUCUUCAAUAUUGAGCUCGGAAUAACAGAUAUAAAUGAUAACGCUCCACAUUUUCGAAGAGACAGAGUAGAGCUAGACGUUUCAGAAUCCGCCACGCCGGGGGAGAGAUUCUCAUUGCCCAAUGCGGUAGACCCAGACGUCGGAAUAAAUACGAUUAAAACAUACAGACUUAGUACGAGUGAACAUUUUACUAUAGAAAUUCAGACAGGCACUGACGGAACUCAGUAUGUGGAUUUGGUAUUAACAAAAUCUUUAGACAGAGAGGAGAAGGCCGUGCAUAAAUUAAUCCUGACAGCUGUUGAUGGAGGUGUCCCUGUGCGCUCUGGCACCGCCAACAUCAUAGUAAGAGUACAAGACACAAACGAUAACCCUCCUCGAUUUGACAAACAGAUUUAUACAAUAAAUAUGACAGAAAAUACCCCGACAGGAACCCGGGUGGUUAAUCUCAACGCUACUGAUCUUGAUGAGGGGCCUAAUUCAGAAAUUGUGUACGCAUUCACUCUUUACACGUCGGAAAAAACGCAAGACGUCUUCGCGCUGAAUCCUAACACAGGAGAGAUAACUGUUAAAGGCACUAUAGAUUAUGAAGAUAUGAAAUUCUAUGAGAUGCAUAUUGAAGCAAGGGAUAAAGGGACACCCCAGCUGCUGGGGAAGUGUAAAAUAGUAGUGCAUGUGACAGAUAUGAAUGAUAAUUAUCCAGAAAUUACUGUUCAGUCUGUUAAAAACACAGUGCCUGAAAAUAUACCUGUAGGGACAGUUAUUGCGUUGGUAAGUGUGAGCGACCGAGAUACAGGAGAUAACGGAAAAAUAAACUUAUCCAUAUUUGAAGCAAUGCCGUUUUUUCUUAACAAAUCAACAGACAGACCAACACAUUAUAAUCUCAUUGUGUCUGAGCCAUUAGAUCGCGAAAAGGUACCUGAAUAUGAUAUUAAACUGAUUGCAAAGGAUGCAGGGAGACCUCCUUUAUAUGACAAUGAAACAAUAACGGUUCACCUGCUGGAUGUUAAUGAUAAUGCGCCGAGGUUUCCCAGGUCAUUUUUUACUAUACGUGUCAUGGAGAAUAAUGCACCUGGGGCCUUGCUCAAAGAAAUGAAAGCAGGGUCGGUUAUUGCCAACCUUGCAACCGACCUCAGCCUGGAUGUGAAAACACUAAAACAGAGGAAGAUGAGAGUCGACAUCAUCGCAAAUAAAAAGUACUUAGAUGUGAACAAAGAAACCGGGGAGCUGUAUAUCGUGGAGAAAAUUGACAGGGAGCACACAGGCCUUUGCAACACCAAAUCAUCCUGUUAUCUCAAGCUUGAAGUCAUACUGGAUAAUCCAGUGCGGAUUUUUAACAUCGAAAUUGAAAUCCUGGACAUGAAUGACAACGCCCCGCAAUUUCGAAGAGACGGCUCCAGGUACAUCGUGUCCAGCCUACCGAGAGGGACAGGACUGUCAGAGACUAGUGGUUCAGCAGCUUCUACUCUGCAGGUAGGAAACAAUAUAUGCUUACAUAUGUAUAGUACAUAUAUUUACAUAUCUAUAUUUUUUUAUUUAUUUAGUCACACAUGCUCUCUAUGUACAUCGUGUCCAGCCUACCGAGAGGGACAGGACUGUCAGAGACUAGUGGUUCAGCAGCUUCUACUCUGCAGGAUUAACACAAUAGGAUAA